AUGACCGGUGUUCAAGCCCCCUUUACCAUCAACCCAACGCACAGUUUGCUUUGCGACAUCCUGUGGGCGGAUCCGGACAAGGAGGUGCAGGGAUGGUCGGAGAACGACCGUGGCGUCAGCUUUACCUUCGGUGCCGACGUCGUCAGCAAGUUUUUGACGCGUCACGACAUGGACUUGAUUUGUCGAGCCCAUCAGGUAGUGGAGGAUGGCUACGAGUUCUUCGCCAAGCGUCAACUUGUCACUCUGUUCUCUGCGCCGAACUACUGCGGAGAGUUUGACAACGCCGGUGGCAUGAUGUCCGUUGAUGAGACCCUAAUGUGUUCCUUCCAGAUUCUGAAACCGUCGGAGAAAAAGUCAAAGUAUCAAUACCUCGGUGCCAACGCGGCACGUCAGACCGCGUUCCCUCGUCAGACUCAGCCGAUGUAA
Molecule: messenger RNA, 426 nt
Organism: Dibothriocephalus latus
Lineage: Eukaryota; Metazoa; Platyhelminthes; Cestoda; Diphyllobothriidea; Diphyllobothriidae
Source: the annotation of a GenBank genome assembly